ACGCAGACUCACGCAGCCUCGCGCAGCCUCGCGCAGCCUCGCGCAGCCUCACGCAGCCUCACGCACUUACCGCGCGGCAGAGCGGGAGUUCUGCUGCUGUGGCCGCUCCGUUUCACGCGGGCAGCGCUAUCCGAGAGCAUGGCGGACGAUGGGGACAACAGCGGACCCGUGGACACCAGCGGCGGGCAGGGGGCAGCGGAGGAGGCGGCGGACGGCGGGCUGGGACUCGGGGCGAUGCUGUUGAAUGUCGGGGUGUUGGUGGCGUUGGUGGCCGUGUGCCUGGUGCUGUACAGGCGCUGGGGGAGGCGGCUGUACUCCGCCACGGCCCAGGGAGACGAGGCCGCCGCGUUGCCCAAAAUGAGGAGACGGGAUUUCACUCUGGAGCAGCUCCGGGAGUACGACGGCCUCCAGAACCCGCGCAUACUCAUGGCUGUUAACAUGAAAGUCUUUGACGUGACUAGCGGGAAGAAGUUUUACGGUAAAGACGGUCCAUAUGGGAUCUUCGCAGGUCGUGAUGCGUCUCGAGGUCUGGCAACCUUCUGUCUGGAGAAGGACGCUCUGAGGGAGGAGUACGAUGACCUCUCUGACCUCACAGCUGUCCAGAUGGAGAGCGUGCGGGAGUGGGACAUGCAGUUCAUGGAAAAGUAUGACUACGUGGGGCGGUUGCUGAAGCCUGGAGACGAACCAUCGGAGUACACAGACGAGGAGGACAUCAAGGACCACCUAAAACACGACUGAAACACAGUUCAAAAACACAUCUGGAAACUCGACCAAAGUCUGAAACGGAACCUGGAAAACAGCAGCUGCCACCGAGACCGAGCCCCAAAAACCCAACGCACAUGUCCAAAAAUCCCACUGCGAUGUCCUCCUUCGUCUUUUGAACAUUAAACAGACACUGGAAAGACGCCGUGCCAUUCUUUUGCUUGUAUAAUUCUACGUUUUGGGGUCAAGAUUACCGCUUUUGAUAAUCAUGGCUUGUUUGUGGAAUAGGUGGGGUUCAAUCUUUAGCUUUUUUUAGCUGCGUAAAAAUAAAAAAAGUUUUUUUUGUGUUUUUUUUUUUGUUUUGUUUUUUAAAGCCCCAUUUCUCAGAUAGAAGCUGUGGCCACACCAAAGGCAAUAUCGCUCCACUCAAGAUCUAGCGGUUCUGUUUGUCAACUUGUGAUUGUAAACGUUUGUAGCAUUACUUCAGAUUAGCCGUGAAGGGAAUAGGGAACAUAGGUGGAAAUAGAAGCACUUGUAGACCUGUACCAAGGCGCUGGUUCGUUCGUUAAGUGAUGGCGCCCAGACCAAUACCGACUUUUGUGCAAAAUGUAAACGACUAUACAGUGUGUGAAUGUUUUUGACAGGUGCAUCAGUUCAACUAUACACAUUAUUAGACCUCUGCCAAGGCACUGGUUUGGUCUCACAAUGGGGAUGGAACAACUGAAAUAUCGUGAUAUCGUAUCGUCAAAGGUCUCAAUAAUAUCACAGGCUAGGGUUAGCUUUAGUAUUAUAAGCUCCAGUAGAAACAAAGCGUACUACAUGGACCCUGAUCCUUUGCUCUGUUUCAGUGCAGACAGUAUGAAAACAUAACUGAGAUAAAGAACUUUUUUUUAAUAAAUUCUUUGGACUGUGACAGUAAUACGGCGCUAAAUGAAAGGUUUCUUCAGUUCUUAGCAUCUCUGUAGAGUAGCAUCUCUGACAUUAUGCUACGCUAGAUUUGCAUAUUCCCUAUCUUGCAAUGUGCCCAGACCAAGAGAUGACAUUUUAAGGAGGUCUCUGCCAAGGCAGUAGUCGCGUCUCGCAAUGGUGAAGUUAUAGUGUCCAAACUUGGCAGCAAAGUUAGUGUGGAAGAGUAUACAGCGCUAUGUAAAGGUGUUUAAAUUCACUGGCUAAAGCACUUGUGUUUAAACAGAAACAUGUAUAAUUCUGUCUUUUAUGCAUUUAAAAUCACUUGUAUUAAUUUCUGAAAACACUGCAAAAAUAUUUACAUGGGUUUUGAAAAACUGUAUCUCUGGUUUCUUCUUUUAAACUAAGUGUGGAAAAAGCUAUUUCUUUUUCUUGAAAAUCACAAAAAUGCUCUAAAUAUAAACGAUACCUGAACUAUACAAACUGAGUUCCAUGUGAUGAGUUCAAGCCCUAUAUUUUUUACAGUGCACCUGACUUAAACGUUUGCAGAAUUCUGUAUAUUAUGUUCUAGAAAAAUCAAUUUUUUCACUAAUUAAAAGGGAAGUUUGCCCAAGAGAUGAAAUUCUACACAUAAUAAUGAAAAGUGUUUACAUGAAGCCAGCUGCAGCCCGUCAAUAUAAUAAUAAAAACUUCACUUCAUCGCAAAUCAAAAUGGUCCAAGUAUUAUCGUGCCUUAUUCUGUUGUCUCUGCCCCAUCGGCUCCACAAGGCAAGACGUCUCUCGUCACUCUCCCUCUGUAAAUACACGUCCUCAGUGUUACUGCCAAUGUAGUGAUGACUCGUUUAAGCUACUCCAUAUUGGCCAAACCUUCCCUUUAUCUUUUGGGGUAACACUUUAGAUCAACUACACUUUAAUAGCUUUAAAGUUGCACUGUGUAACUUUUCCACCUCCUCAUCUCCAUGGAGAUGUAAUUUCUUUGCUUGGAAAGUUCCAUAGCACUGCAUUAAAAUUACAAUUCUGUCAUGUAUUUAUUCAGUUACAGUUGUUUUAAUUGCUAAAAAAAAAUCCAUUGAAAAAUGGUACACAAUGAAAUGUGACUGUGAGCGGAUGCGCCUCUCCAGAGAUCUGACCACAAACUUAAAGCCUGGUGGAGACGCGUGCUUGUCUCCAUGGAGAUGUAAUUUCUUUGCUUGGAAUGUUCCACAGUACUGCGUUAAAAUUCUGUCUUGUAUUUUUCUCAUUCAUUUAGUUGUUUUAAUUACUAAAAAAAGUCCAUUAUAAAACAUGAAACGUGACUGCACGUGGGGGCGCCUCUCCACAGAUUUCACCUCAAACUUAAAGCCGGUGGAGAUGGAUGAGUUUAAUGCCAUAAUGUGGAAUAUUCUAAGCAAAACUAAUCUACAUGGAAAAGUUACAUGAUACACCUUUAAUAAAUCAUGAACAGACUUGCUUCAUAAUGAACAAAUGGUUUAUUAAGAAUGAUUCAGUCUUAUUAACAACUUAAUUAACACUCCUGAACUUUUAAUUAAGUAGUUAUUAAGAAUGAUUCAGGCUUAGUAAAGUCUUUGUUCAUUAUAAUUAAGUCUGUUGCUGUUUUAAUGAGGUUAAUUACAGUGUAGUUAUGAAGUGAUGCCUUGCCUUGUUUCGUUUCGUUUUGUGUUCCUCUUUCUCUCCUUUUUAAUAAACGUGGGUGAAUUUUUGUCCCAGAUGAAAUGAUAAAACAUUGCUGGAUUAGUUUUUGGGAUGUGGAACUGUUGUUUUUGUUUUCUUCUGUUUUUGUUUGAUUUUUUUUCUUGUAAAUAUCUGGUUUCUGAGCAUGUGCUGCUGCGUGAGCUGGAUCCCCACAUUCUGUAUUUAAGUGUUGGGUGUGUGUGUGUGCGCGUCUGAGCAGAGGGACUGUCCAAGCAUCAAUAAAUACAUUUGGUUAAUAACAAUCCAA
Messenger RNA from Periophthalmus magnuspinnatus, 3547 nucleotides. It is a transcript of the gene pgrmc2, whose product is annotated as progesterone receptor membrane component 2. The transcript is spliced from 3 exons. The record is from RefSeq and is a predicted model, not a curated record. Gene Ontology annotation, cellular component: endomembrane system; membrane. The coding region runs from base 139 to 738 and encodes 199 amino acids. Lineage: Eukaryota; Metazoa; Chordata; Actinopteri; Gobiiformes; Gobiidae.